AUGGGCAACGGCGUCCUUAGCAAGCAGCACAGCUUACAUGGUUCUCAGCUGGAGUCUUUACCAACGCCGCUACAAGUCCCCUCAGACGGCAACCGAGGCGUCAGCGCAGCUCUGCUCCGAGAAUUUGAAGGUUAUGACGCGGCCGCGGAGAGCAUCAGCAGCAGCCAACGUCUCACCACCACUGCUCGCGAACCAGCCGCGCCUCAGCCGCCAUCGGAAUGUAUCGCCACCGCCAAUAACAAUACCAACAACAACGACAACAACAACGACAACACAAGCUGCGAUUUAUUCCAUGCCGAGCACCUCCGUAAAGGUCUGAGAGCUAAUCCAGCUGGAGGUCUAGAUUUGCCGCCGCCGCCGCCGCAGCAGCAGCAGCAGCAGCAGGGCGUAAAGGAGGCGAAGAUCGUAGUCGGUGGUGGCGAGGCAGCGCCAAGUGCUGCUCACAGUGACCCGCGGGUCACUGACCCAUGGGUCAGUGACCGCAUGGCGGCGGCGGCGACGUCGGCGUCCGCUUCUCAUGGGCCUGUACCCCUUGACGAAGAAGCGCUGCGGAAGCAUGAACUGCUACAGCUACAAGAGCAGCAGCAGCAGCAGAAGCUGCGGCGGCUGCUUGGGCUGAAUGCGCAAGAUGACGAGGGGGCAGCGGCGGCAGCGGGGCAUCUUGGCGGAGGCGCCUCGGCCGGUGCUGCUGCGGAAGCAGCGAAACCCCACGCCUACGCGUCGCCAAGUCGUACAUGGGAGGCGGGGGAAGAAGAAGUUGUGGCGGCGCCCGAGGAGGAUGAAUUAGGACAGGAAGCCCCGUCCCUGGAGUAUUUCGCCAUCCUGCGCUCUGCGAACCGCAGCGGCGGCUGCGGCGGCGGCGGCUGCAGCACGGCCCUCUCCAGCGGUCCUGGCGGCGGCGGCGACGGCACCACCGCCUGGUCCGUGGGCGAAUCAGAUCUGGUCCGUACACUGGAGGAAGACGACGGCGGUGACUGUGAAGGGGGAGGCGAGGAGGGGGCCGAACUUGAGGAGGCGGCGGAACCGCCGCCGCCGCCGCCGGAGUCGGUGACGGCGACUGUAACUGUGACGGAAUCAGGCAACCCGUUCAAUAUACCGGACCAACUUCGCCUAGCGGAGGAGCACUACGUACGGCUUCAGCUAGCGCGGAAGGCCGGUGGCGGUGGCGGCAGUAGCAGUGGCGGCAGUAUCAGGAACGAGGCACAGACGCUUCUGGAUCCGCCAACUUCAGAGCUAUCGGACGAGCAGUUAGCGGCGCUGCGUCCGGCGGCAGCGGCGUAUGCGGCGCCGCCGGCGGCGGCGACGGUGCAGCUGCUGGCGGCGCCGCGGGGGGUGUCGAUGGGCCCCGCGAGCCUUCCCGGGAUGCAAGAACAUGCCAGCGAUGAUGAGGUACAGCAGUUGGUUGAGACGCUUAGGACGAGCAGAGGAGCGCACCUUUCAAAUGCUACAGCAGCAGCAGCAGCAGCCGGUGACGAGGUGCUGGAUCGAGCUCUUAAGGCUGCCCGGGACGACGAGCAGCGCUUUCGUCACGAGUGUACGGAAGCGGUGGCGGCAGCGGCGGCGGCGGCGGCGGCGACGCUGCCGGGCAUGGCCGAGCUAGCUACGGAGGAGGAGCGAUUCGAUUUGGUGCUGAUUGAUAACAGAGAUUACGGACGUCCAGAGGAGGUCGUACGGCAGGCGCGUAAGGCCCUGGAGGACGACCAGCGGGCCUACGCAGCCGCGGAUGUGGAGGGAGGGCGCCCUACCGGGCAGCUCGCCUCCGACGAAGAGCCCGGGGGCGUGGCAGUCGCCAACAGCAUCAUCGCCACCAUCAGAGUUGACGGCAGCGCCAGCGCCAAGCUCCGAACCAAGCUCACCGUCGGCGGCAACGCCUGCGCUGCUGCGGCAGCGGCGCAGCAGCGCCUGUCGUACGCCGGCCACGCCGCUGCGCACGCUCUGGAGGCGGCCGCCCUUCAGGUGGCCGGAGCCGCCAUCGACGCGGCCUGCAAGGUGAUGGGAGUGGGGGAGGGCGAGCCGAGGUCCGCCGGCGAUGGCGGUGACGGAGGCGACGGCGGCGAGUUCAUGGAGGAUGGCGGGAGGGUUAUGCCGGCGGAGGCGGAGGCUGUGGCGGAGGAGCCGGCGGGACCACAUGACGAGGCGACGGCGGCCGCCGUCGCAGGUGGUGGCGUCCGGGCGGAACAGCCGCCGGAGGCCGCCGCCGGCAGCGGCAGCAGCAAACGCGGCAAAGGUGGCAGUAGUGACGGCGGAAUUCGAUCCGUCGCGGCCGAUGCAAAACACUUGGUGCAUGAGGCCCUGCGCAUCCUGGACUAA
This is a messenger RNA of Volvox carteri f. nagariensis, 2310 nucleotides long. RefSeq lists its product as uncharacterized. The transcript is spliced from 10 exons. The coding region runs from base 1 to 2310 and encodes 769 amino acids. NCBI's taxonomy places the organism in Eukaryota, Viridiplantae, Chlorophyta, Chlorophyceae, Chlamydomonadales, Volvocaceae. The record is from RefSeq and is a predicted model, not a curated record.